Indicator indicator is the source of this 1983-nucleotide messenger RNA. RefSeq names its product anti-Mullerian hormone (gene AMH). Gene Ontology annotation, molecular function: growth factor activity. Gene Ontology annotation, biological process: gonad development; Mullerian duct regression. The coding region runs from base 1 to 1983 and encodes 660 amino acids. The transcript has 5 exons. The record is from RefSeq and is a predicted model, not a curated record. NCBI's taxonomy places the organism in Eukaryota, Metazoa, Chordata, Aves, Piciformes, Indicatoridae.
AUGAAGGCUGCCCUGGGGCUGCUCCUGCCCUGCUUGGUGCUGCUGGUCCCCUCGGCAGCGAUUCCAAGGAAGGGGAGAGCUGGGGAAAGGUUGGAGCUGGGCUUGCUGGAGGAGCUGAGCCUCGGAGCGGAGCAGAGCAAGAGGGAGAACUCCAGCUCGGAGGGACCCGGCGCGGCGGCGGGGUCCGGGCGGGCGGCUCCGGCUCGUCCCUUCCUUCAGCGGGAACCGGGGGCGAGGUGCCCCCGGGGGGUGGCUGAGGAUGGAGCCAUCGGCUGGGCCAGCUCCGGCCUGCAGCCGUGGCCUCUGGGUGGGCUGGAAGGACCUGUGUGCAGGGUGAGAAUGGACCAGCACAGGCUGAGCUCCAAGCACCUGGAAGUCGUGGGGGUUCUCACCCAGUACGAGAGUAGCUUCAUCAAGCUGCUGAGCCAAGGCACCGGCUGGGAUGGAAGCUCUCUGGAGACCUUUGGGCUCUGCCCAGCCGGGCAGGGAGCUGCUGCUCUCCAGCCCCUGAAGCUCAUCCAUGCACACACGGUGGAGCCAGGGCAGGACCGGGUCCUUGUGCUGCAUCUGGAGGAAGUGAAGUGGGAGGCCGAGGUGAAGCUGUGGUUCAAGCUGGUUUUCCAGGCAGAGGUGGGACAGUCGCUGGGAGAGCUGCAGGGGGCCCUGCUGCUCUUCUACCUGGGCAGCAGAGAAGGGCCAGGAGCUGGGCACCCAGAGGAGCUGCUGGCCACGGGCACGGGGCUGGCACAGGAGCAGAUCCUCUGCCUGUCCAGGGCCACCCAGUACCUGGUCCUGGCAGCUGCUGUGGCAUCCAUCACCCACACCAGGGAGCAGCUCAGCUUCCAGGCUUCCCUGGACAUCAGGCGUGGCAGAGAGGGAGGUGUCACCCUCACCCCCACGGAGACCCAAAAGCUCCUUUUUGGCUCUGAUGACAAAUGCUUCACCAGGAUGACCCCCGUGCUGCUGCUGCUGGCCAAGUCACAGCAGGAGGAGGUGGCCUUGGCCCCUUCUUCCUACCUCUCUGCUGACGGGGUGGUGGACAUGGCUCCCUACCCACAGCUCAGCCCACCCCAGGCUGGGACAGAGGAGCUGCCACCCCCCACGGCCACAAGCCAAGCCAACAGCUCCUUCCCAGCAGCCGACGGCAGCAGCCUAUUCCUGGGGGUCCUGACCCGCUUCAUCCAGCAGGUGCUGAGCACCUCCAGCGAGCCACCCACCCAGCCCAGCACCCACCACUGGCUGGACUUCCAGGUGAUGGAGACCCUCCCUCACCAGCUGCUCAACCUGUCGGAGGAGGCGGCCCUGGAGCGCUUGGUGCAGUCGGAGGAGCCCUCGGUGCUGCUCUUCUCCCAGGACAGCGGAGCGGUGCUGGAGCAGCACCUGGGCGCCUGGCAGCCGGAGGGCACCGUGCUGCAGCUGCUGACGGACAAGCUGCAGGCGCUCAUCCAGGAGCUGAGGGCCAUCCCUGCCUUCCAAGCCAACACGGGGCUGCUCCAGCAGCUCCUCCGCUUCUGCUACUUCCCGGCGGGGUCGGCGGAGGAGGCUGCGGCCCCGGCGCUGCCGGCGGGCUCCGGGAAGCUGCACACCCUGCUGCUGCUGAAGGCGCUGCAGACGGUGCGGGCUCGCUGGCAGGAGCGGGGCAGGGUCCUGCGGCAGAACCGCAGCGCUCGGCACCAGGCGCACUGCCGCCUGCAGGAGCUGACCAUCGACCUGCGCGACCGCAACUUCAUCGUCAUGCCCACGGUCUACGCCGCCAACAACUGCGACGGGCCCUGCAAGCUGCCCCUCUCCACGCGUGUGCCAAGCUACUACUCGCACACGGUGCUGCUGCUGGGCAUGCAGGAGCGGGGCUCGCCCCUGCACCGCCCCCCCUGCUGCGUGCCCGUCCGCUACUCCGACCAGCUCAUCAUCAGCCUCUCUGCACAGGGGCUGGAGGUCCGCAAGUUCCCCAACAUGGUGGCAGAGGAGUGUGGCUGUCGGUAG